GGCCAGUUUAAUAUUGCUCAGUAUCAUUCCGGGAGCUCGGGAUUGAAGUCGUGUCUUUACAAUAGACCAUUCAUAUCACGGAGCUGACCGGACACGCAGGCUGUCGAGCAUGGAGGAUCUGCUGGAGGACAUCGGUGAUCGUAACGACAACGAGGAUCGUGCCGCCGACCAGGAUCGUGCCGCCGUCGAGGAAAAUGCCGCCAUCGCGAUGCGUGCCGCCGUCGAGGAUCGUGCCACCGAGGUGGCGCCCGAUCCCACCGACGCUCAUGCCGUCGAGGUCCGAGCCGUUACCGCCAUGGCCCACGCCGCUCUCGCCGAGCUCCGAGCCGCUGCCGCCCAGACCGUUGCCGUUGCAGUUGAUGACGAGGCCCGAGCCCGAGCCCUUCUCGCCGAGCAGCGAGCCACGGCCGUCGGGAUGAUCGUCGCCGCCAUCGUGGACCAAGCCGCUGCCGACGAACUACAAGCAAUAUCCGCGGGAAGAGCAGCAUCCACGGAAAGAGCAGCAUCCACGGAAAGAGCAGCAUCCACGGAAAGAGAAGCCAGAACUCCUCGGCGCUAGAAAAUAUGUCGUAUUCAGAUAAGUCAUACUUGUAAUUGUCGGAAAUAAUGUUGACGAAAUAUAUUUGAUGUAGUAAAAACAAAAUUAUUAAAAUUGUUAUUAGUAAAUAAAUGAG
Molecule: messenger RNA, 674 nt
Organism: Cinara cedri
Lineage: Eukaryota; Metazoa; Arthropoda; Insecta; Hemiptera; Aphididae
Source: the annotation of a GenBank genome assembly